AUGCAACUCAAGAUUGUGGUUUAUUUGCUGUUAGCAGCCUUGCUAGUAAGCAUUGUAAAUUACAUUUCUCUGUUUAUUGAUGAGGAAACCAACAGCAGACUAAUGAUACACUACCAACCAAGUAAGGAUGUCAAGAAACCAGUUUCAGAGAGCCUUCCAAGUCAAUUUUUUAUAUUGCGACAGACACGCCAACAGAGACAACCAGCACGAAGACCACCUUCUCCUAUCAAGCCUCCACCAAUCAGUCAGAGGAGGCAACCAGUCGAAAGGCCACCAACUCCUACACGGGCUCCACCACACAAAGAGAUUAUAACAUUGUCACCGUCUUCCCCACCAUUGGUAACGCCCUCUUUGCCACUGCCAGAUUUAGAGACCCUUCCAAGCCAAUCCUUUACAUUGCGACAGACACGCCAACAGAGACAACCAGCACAAAGACCACCUUUUCCUAUCAAGGCUCCACCAAUUGAUCAGAGGAGGCAACCGGUCCAAAGGCCACCAGCUCCUAUACGGGCUCCACCACGCAAAGAGAGUAUAUUAUUGCCACUGUAUUCCCCACCACUACUAACGCCCUCUUUGCUAUUGUCUGCUUUAGAGAACCUUCCAAGCCAAUCCUUUAUAUUGCGACAGACACGCCAACAGAGACGACCAGCACAAAGACCACCUUCUCCUAUCAUGGCUCCACCAAUCAUUCAGAGGAGGCAACCAGUCCAAAGGCCACCAGCUCCUACACGGGCUCCACCACACAAAGAGAGUAUAACAUUGCCACCGUCUUCCCCACCACUAAUAACACCCUCCUUCCCAUCGUUAUCGACAACCUCUUCAUCUAGCUAG
Molecule: messenger RNA, 831 nt
Organism: Amaranthus tricolor (Joseph's coat)
Lineage: Eukaryota; Viridiplantae; Streptophyta; Magnoliopsida; Caryophyllales; Amaranthaceae
Product: proline-rich extensin-like protein EPR1
Exons: 1
Coding region: 1-831 (276 amino acids)
Source: RefSeq, a predicted model, not a curated record